GAACUGCUAUCGUGUACCUACACCAAUACAGUAGGGUUGCCCCUCUUUCAUGAUGCUACAAGAUUAGCAUAAUAGGUCGUUGUCUUGGCUACUUUGACCAAUUUCCCCGCUGUGCGACAUGUUUUUAUACAGACAGCAACCGGAGCAUUAUACGCUAGCCGGUGGAAGGAUGUUAAUAUAAUUUGCGGUUUCUAAAACUGCGGCGAUAUUCGCUUAGUUGCCACUUGAGAUGGCUAGCUAGCUAGCUAGCGCUGUUCGACAGCGUGAUAGGUUGCCCGGGGUUCAUAUUCUCACCACCGCGGUGUGUCAAACUCUCAUUUCAGCUUCCAAGGACAAUACAAGUAGUGACUUUUAGGUUAAAUCAACGAUCGGUAGUGUUUUUUGUUUUUUUUAAACAGAUGCUUGUAUUGUGUAUAAUUUACAUGAAUGGGGUGCUACAUUCAAACAAGCUACUUAGCCAACUAGCUUCUUGCUCGAACUAAAAAUACACCCCUCGUCCUCUGUCCUCCUGCUAAAGUUUUUGCUUGUUCCCUUACAUUUCCUACGGCGAUAUUAUUUGGUGUUUGGCACUCUACAUGGUCACUACGGUGGAUGCAAGGCGACAGGAAGAGCGUGUCAGACCCCACGGUGGUAAGCCGGCUUGGGGUGACUUCACGCCGCUUCGCUGCAGCCGGGUGGUUCUGUUGUACCCAUGGCCUUGUCUUUCCAUCAGUAGUCCUGUAACAAGCCCCGGUUCUGCCCCGGGGCUGCAGGAGUGAGACUUCUCUAAGGUCAAGGAUAAAGUCUUUUUGUUUCCACUGUCAACUGCGUGACGUUUGUGCUAAAGUGGAUCAUCAUGACGGAGGAUAACAGUGCUGAUAACUUCAUCAAGGAGACAUCCAUUCUAGAUGAAUACAGCAUAAAUUGGACACAAAAACUGGGAGCUGGCAUCAGUGGCCCUGUGAGGGUUUGUGUGAAAAAAUCAUCUCAGGAACGCUUAGCCCUGAAGAUCCUCAUUGAUCGUCCAAAAGCCAGGAAUGAGGUGCGCCUCCAUAUGAUGUGUGCCAACCACCCAAAUAUAGUGCGAAUCUUGGACGUUUAUGCCAACAGUGUUCAGUUCCCACAUGAGUCCAGUCCCAGAGCCAGGCUUUUGAUUGUCAUGGAGAUGAUGGAGGGCGGUGAACUCUUCCAUAGAAUCAGUCAGCACAGGCACUUCACUGAAAAGAUGGCGAGCCAGGUCACAAAGCAGAUCAGUCAAGCCUUGGAACACUGUCACUCCCUAAAUAUUGCACAUCGGGACUUGAAGCCAGAGAACCUUCUCUUCAAGGAUAACUCUCUGGAUGCUCCCGUGAAGUUGUGUGACUUUGGCUUUGCCAAAAUUGAUCAAGGGGACCUGAUGACCCCGCAGUUCACUCCUUACUACGUAGCACCUCAGGUACUUGAGGCUCAAAGAAGACACCAGAAAGAAAAGUCUGGAAUCAUACCUACCUCACCCACACCUUAUACUUACAACAAGAGCUGUGACUUGUGGUCGCUAGGCGUCAUCAUCUAUGUGAUGCUAUGCGGCUAUCCUCCGUUCUACUCCAAGCAUCACAGUCGCACCAUUCCUAAGGACAUGAGGAAGAAGAUCAUGAUGGGCAGCUUUGACUUCCCUGAAGACGAGUGGAGUCAGAUCUCAGAGAUGGCUAAGGACAUUGUGCGCAAGCUGCUAAAGGUGAAGCCAGAGGAGAGGCUGACCAUUGAGGGAGUCUUGUAUCAUCCGUGGCUCAACUGCACUGAAGCCCUUGAUAACGUGCUGCCCUCCUCACAGAUGAUGAUGGACAAGGCAGUGGUGGCAGGCAUCCAGCAGGCCCAUGCUGAGCAGCUGGCCAACAUGAGGAUUCAGGAUCUGAACGUCAGCCUGAAACCGCUCAACUCUGUCAACAACCCAAUUCUCAGGAAGCGGAAACUGCUUGGCCCUAAGCCCAGUGACUGUUUCUCCAUUCACGACCCAGAGAACGGAGGCGACGACUCCAACGUAGCGCUGGAAAAACUACGAGACGUCAUUGCACAGUGCAUCCUUCCACAGGCCGGCGAAAACGAGGACGAGAAAUUGAAUGUUGUGAUGUUUGAAGCCUGGAGGUUCAACAGGGACUGUAAAAUGCUGCGAGACGGCCUGCAUGGUCUAAGCUGGGAUGGUCGAGCCUUUUCCGACAAAGUGGACCGUUUGAAGUUGGCCGAAAUCGUGAAACAGGCCAUUGAAGAGAGGACAAACCUGGAAGAGUCUCACUAGCAAACGUCUUUUCUAUCGUUUUAUAUCAACUUUUUAUCACCAGGCUUUUUUUCUUUUCUUUUUUAAGUCAAAUAAUUUUUAAUUUUUUUUCCAUUACCCUCCUUCCAUGGAUUGACUUGCAAGGCCAAUUGUCGUUGUACAGCUGUAGAUACACAUUUCAACAACAACAACAAAAAAGACUCAUUGGUACUUGCAACAACAAAAACACUCAAGACUAUAUAUUUGUUUUUGCACAAAAAAAAAGGAUGACAAAAAAAAUCAACAUAGCAGUAAAUUAUUUUCUUAGAGGGAAUUUUUAUUCACAGCUUAUGUUUUAUUCAUCUGUCCCAAGAGUUUUAUUUAUUUUAAGCAAUUUAUUUGUAUUGUUUUAUUUGACUCUUUUUAUGUGGUGUUUGUCACAAUGCCCUUUCUUUCCUCAGCACACUUGCUCUUCAAUGUUUUUAUGUCCGUGACACAAUCUCUGUCCUUACUUUUGUCUGCAGCCUUAAAAGGUGGAUUUGUUUUUACGACGCCUUUAAAAAGACACACGACUUCUUGUGUGACGAUUCAUUCCGUAUGUCCAUCUUGUCCGUGUAAACGUGCUCAUGUCAUUACAGCCACGUCUGUAUCAUCAUCUCCAGGUCUCUGGUGUCAUUUUCCGCGUUCGUCCAUAUGAGCGGGGACACGUCGUUGGGGAAAUUUCAAUGGAAUCACGUCUGUGGAGCCAUUUGUCAAUAUCAGUGGUGUCCAUUCUUUGAGGUCAGUCUUUGUGUUAUUUCCAUGUCUCUUCUCUAGGCCACAUCUUUGGGGAAAUUUCCAUGGAAUCACAUCUGUGGAUCAUGUCUUAGUCGGUGGUAUCCAUUGAUUGGCAGGUGCGUAUUGAUUGACAUGUCCCUAACAUCCUAUGUCCAUGUCACUGUUGUCAUUUUCGGGAUUUGUCUGUGAGGUCAUAUCCACGUAUGGGGGUCAUUUCUGGGAUUUGUGCGGCACAGUGGGGACACGUCUGUGGAGACAUUGGCCACAUGGGGUCACGUCUGUGGGUUUGAUGUCUACGGCUGUGGAGAGGCUCAUAUCUGUGUCAUGUCAACAAUGGUCAUGGUGUCUGUUUGUGUUCCCAUGUCCAUAGAGUUGUGAUGCCUCAGCAGUUAGCCACCUGACUGCUCCUUGUCUUCACUUAUUCUUGACUAUUUUAGUAAACAUGCGCGAUUUGAUGAAGUCUUAGUGCUCUGAAGACAUUUACAUGUACUGUAGAUGUCUUUUUAAAAAUACAGUACAUGUUGAGAAUCAUGUGUCCACACAUGAUUCUCUUAUUGGCCAGCUCACAUUUAAUUUCGGUAUUCCAAACAUGCUUUCUAAUCCAAAAUGAAGAGUUGACUGUUCCUGCUCUUAUGUUUACAUCACUGAGCCCGCCUUCCUUUUUUGUAAACUCUUACUUUAGUUGUCAAACAAAAGGCUGUUUGCACUUGGAUACCAUUUGGGGUGUUGUUGAUUUAUCGUGAGCCAUUUGACGCCUCACAGCUACCCCUUUAAAUCUCCAUGACAACCAUAGCUGAUGUUUAAGAAGGCCUUAUUGCACACAUAAGUAAUGUGCCUUGGUGACUUGAGCUCUUGACUUGGACUCAUUGUUUGAAAAACAAACAAAUCAUUCCAUUAUGGAGUCAUCCCCUCUCUAUAUCCCUUAACGCUCCUCUCUGUGCGACCUUUGAGGUCACUGAUAGAAACUUCCAAUCGUCUUUUAAAGAGAAGAAAAAGAUUGUAAACUACAAAAGUAUCUUUGAGCUGAAGUUCACUGAUGACCGUCUGCUGUUUGUGCACUUUGAAGUACAAGGAGGUGAUGUUUAUUACAACAAAAUGCUUCCUUCACCAAAAAGUGUUUUUUUCUUAGCUGAUGUAGCAUGAAACUCUAAUGGAAGUCUGCAAGUCUGUCUGACUUCUCUGGAAUGUCUUCAACAUGCUGACUUUGUAAU
Molecule: messenger RNA, 4197 nt
Organism: Entelurus aequoreus (snake pipefish)
Lineage: Eukaryota; Metazoa; Chordata; Actinopteri; Syngnathiformes; Syngnathidae
Gene: mapkapk5
Product: MAPK activated protein kinase 5
Exons: 14
Coding region: 836-2251 (471 amino acids)
Biological process (GO): Ras protein signal transduction; peptidyl-serine phosphorylation; negative regulation of TOR signaling
Cellular component (GO): cytoplasm; nucleus
Molecular function (GO): ATP binding; mitogen-activated protein kinase binding; calmodulin binding
Source: RefSeq, a predicted model, not a curated record